Fusarium odoratissimum NRRL 54006 is the source of this 2780-nucleotide messenger RNA. RefSeq lists its product as uncharacterized. Bases 580 to 2181 code for a protein of 533 amino acids. Lineage: Eukaryota; Fungi; Ascomycota; Sordariomycetes; Hypocreales; Nectriaceae. The transcript has 3 exons. The record is from RefSeq and is a predicted model, not a curated record. Gene Ontology annotation, molecular function: monooxygenase activity; iron ion binding; heme binding.
AGAACCCGCCUUUCCUGAUUGGGAGUCAAGACUGUAACGACAUCGCACCGGGUAUCAAACCUUGUGAAUGCUAUAGUGUCAAUACUGUUGAAAUGCAUUAACUACUUGGAAGGCAAAAGUAUCUGCAAUAACCGCUGACUGAUCAUCAAUUUAAGGUACACGGCAAUUAGUGAUAGCGGGGCAGUUCAGCUUAUCAUUGAACAGCUGAUUGGCCAAUUUCAACCAGGAUCUCGUUUUUGUGGCUGUCUGACAGCAGGAAAGAUAUCUUUCCCCUGAUGACGAUGCAACCUGGCUUUCUCAACAUUUCCCGAGCAUCCACAAUCCUCAAGCCCCAGGACUUGUAAGUGUAACAGACACCAUUGGCCAAGAUGUGGCUUCUUGGGCUUCAGGAUGACGGCUCCUCGCUCCUCACGCGCUUCGUCCGCUUCUCAGGCGUGAUACUGGUUGCGUUACUCGUCCACGCCUUCAGAAAAGGUUAUCAAGUUCGCAAGAAGUUCCAGGCUCUCAAGGAUCAGGGCAUUGUAUGUAUUCCUGUCAUCACCACAUAACUUCGGUUUCUGAUGCAAGGGGUAGCCCAUUAUGAAACAUUCUAUGAUUCUCGGCCACCUUGAAGUUAUUGGGAAACUCGUCUCAACACUUCCACCUGAUGCUCACGGCGAUUACUUGAUGCUGAAGAUUCAAGAGAACUGGCGAGAACUCUUCCCUCAAUGCACAAAAUGCCCACCUGUUGCUUACAUCGAUACGUGGCCCUUCACGACCCCGAUGGUUAUCUCUCUCAACGCAAAUGUUUCGGCUCAAUUCACACAAGAACACUCAUUACCCAAGGCUUAUGAACAAAAGCAUGUUCUUUAUCCCCUCACAAAGAACCGCGAUUUGGCCUCCAUGGAAGGUGCGGAGUGGAAGGUCUGGCGUAAAAGACUGAGCCCAGCUUUCAGUAUUCAAAAUAUCAAUAGUCGUUUACCAGACAUUCUUGAAGAGGUGGAGGACUUUGCCAAUGUUCUCAAGAGCAAAGCAGGCAAAGACGGAGAAUGGGGCGAGGUCUUCCCACUUGGAGAUGCCACUGCCAAUCUCACUCUCGAUGUUAUCAUUCGCCUCUUUCUGAACAUUCGCAUUCACGAGCAGUGGGGAAGAAGCUCACCUGUUUGCGCCGCCCUUCUUGACAGCAUUUCUAGGCUGUACUUCUUCGUCAAUCCUGCCAACUUCAUCCAAUACUACAAUCCGUGGCGCCAUUUCAAACUCUGGCAGGACUACAGAACUCUUGUCAAAAGCUUCACUCCUGCCCUUCAAGAGCGCAUGAACAAGCUUCAGCAGGAUCGCACAGCGAAGGGAAAGACACUAGUCGAUCUAAUCGUACAGGCUCUCGAUGCCGAGAGAGCUGAACAGAAAGGAGCGGGACAGGACAGCAAGGACCAAUCGAACAUGGAGCUUGACGCUGACUUCCUGGAGAUGGCCAUUGGGCAGAUCAAUACUUUCCUCUUUGCAGGUUUUGAUAUCACUGCGGCAACUAUUGCUUGGCUUUUCCGCCUGCUCAGCGAAUAUCCAGAGGUUUUGGCCAAAUUGCGAGAGGAGCAUGAUGCAGUCCUUGGCUCGAAUGCCUGGGGUGCUGCAGAUGUGAUAAGGGAGAACCCACAGUUGCUAAACCAGCUCCCUUACACACUAGCUGUCCUUCGUGAAUCUAUGCGUUAUCAUACCAACGUCGGCUCAAUGCGUCGUGGCGAGCCCGGGUUCUUCCUCGUGGGUCCUCCGGGCACCGAUCCUGGAUUUGAAGGGAAGAAGCUGCCAACUGAGGACUUCAUUGUUUGGGAUGGGUCAUAUGCAAUUCAUCGUGACCCUGAGAUCUGGCAUAGAGCCUGGGAGUUUCUUCCAGAACGUUUUCUUGUCACUGAUCCGGAGGAUCCCUUGUACCCCCCACCCAACGGCUGGCGUUCAUUCGAGGCCGGGCCACGGGUUUGCAUUGGGCAACAUCUUGCCACCGUCGAGAUAAAGCUGGCCAUGGUACUGGUAGCGAGAUGCUUCGAUGUCGAGUGUGCAUGGGAAGAAUGGGAUCGCAUCAAUGGAACUACAAACUCUGAAAAGGCACGACCGACUGUCUGGGGUGAUCGUUGCUAUCAAGUUGGAACAGACUCGCCGCCACGAGUCAAGAAUGGUAUGCCUGUGCAUGUCAGAACGCGGGGACUGUAGGAUGAAGUCGACUUUGAGAAAAGCGAUAUUCACGGAGCGAGCAAAAGGCUGUUGCGCAUCGUGGUCGAUAGGCGCUACACCAGACUGGUGAGCAUUGUCAGUUGAACACUUACCUAAGUAUCUGUAGACACAGCAUCCUGGACUUGGUUGUAUAGGAAUAACAAGUGUAACUAAGCUAUACCUCAGCUCUUACAUCCUUGAACUGAUUCAGGAUACAGCGUGGUGGCACUGCUCCUCAUUUGGCUAGACCCCCCAGAGCAAUAUCCUUCCUGUACACCAUGUCCUCGAAUGACACGCAGUCGACACCCAUAUAUGCUUUGCGACGUGCCUCUUCAAGGGUAUCACCGUAAGCAGCAACCGAAAAGACACGCCCUCCCGCGGUCUUCAACAAACGGUCCUCCUUACGGGUCCCAGCAUGAAAGAUAACCACUCCCUCAGGUGGAGAACUCAAUGUAGCAACCUUUCCAGUUUUGUAGUCCCCUGGGUAUCCGCCGGAUGCAAUAACAACAUUGCAUGCAAAACCUGACUUAAUUCUGAUGCUGUUUUUCACUUGUGCGAGUGUCCCAUUUGUACAUGACAGCAUGACACUCGCGAGGUCG